This is a messenger RNA of Bursaphelenchus okinawaensis, 1821 nucleotides long. The record is from the annotation of a GenBank genome assembly. NCBI's taxonomy places the organism in Eukaryota, Metazoa, Nematoda, Chromadorea, Rhabditida, Aphelenchoididae.
AUGGCCGACCCUUCUUUGGUGUUCCGAUUCGACACUACGGUCAGUUUCUGAUGUUUAGCAAUAAAGCUUCAUUUUAAUUUACAAAAUUUUUGAUUUUAAGUUGGUUAAGAACUUAAAAAUCCAAAUAAUUCGAUAAAAAUUUUAAAUUUCCCUUAAAUUUUGAAAAAUCACAUUUUUCAAACCUAUACUACAUUUUCAGUUUGAGCAUGUCGAAAACCGAUCGGUGCGCAGAAGUCUGGAGAUCGAGGACGACACCGAUGGCAAUAUUUUAUGGUGGAUCCGGGCCGUUCCCUUAGGGCAUUCGGUCAUGUUCUAUUUGUGUCGAAACAUAGUCGAGAGGUACGGCGAAAUCAGGUAAUAUAAACUGAACUAUCACACUCGACAGAUAUGAAUAUUCUAUAGUUAACGGUGAUGCAGAACUCGAAUCCGACAUCAAUCGGCACGCUGUAAUGAGGGAGGACAGUAUGAUGGAAGAAUACAUGCCACCAGCUCUGUCAUUGCCUGUAAAUCCGAGACGCAACUGGUUCAUCGUGCAGGUCAAGAUUCAGCAUCUGAGGCCGCAAGAAUAUCAGAAUCAACCUCAUGAUCAACGUCGGUUUUUAUUGUUCAUUGUAAUCAAACUGUAGAUGUUUAGUGUUUUGUUUUCAAUUUUAAAAUUUUAAAAUCCAUCGUUUUAGGACCAGAAGAACCUGUACAAAGCGACGACCCAGGAGAAGGUUGCAGUCUCGACCUCUACAAUGUAACUGAACAUGAACAGAAAGACAUAACCGACCGUUUACUAUGUUUGGAAUCAUAUUCAAAACGUAAUUUGAAUAUGUUUGUUCAGCAAUUACAUUGCGACUUGGACGUCUACUGUGGAGAUACUGUCAUAAAAGCCCAUAAGGCCGUUUUGUCAGCACAUAGUGUCGUCUUUCGGUACGUUUAUAUCCAUGACAAAUAAUGCCUGACCGGCCACAAGGCUUAAACUUAACAUAGGCUUGGUGCUAAUAAGAAAUUUUCUGAAAACAAGCAAGCUAUGCCAAUUGCAGAUCAAUGUUUGGUUACGAAUUUACAAAAGAAACAAAGACUUCUUCUCUGCAGUUGAUCGACUACUCCACGUACUCUGUCCUGAUGGCUCUUCAAUGGUGUUAUACAGGUGAAUUUGAAGCGUUAGACUCACGACUAGUAGCUUUGUAUAACAUACAAGAAUAUGGCAAGAAAAUCAGCGAAGAACUUCUCCUAGAAUGUACAGAACUGGCUGAUAAGUACGCAUUGGAUGCCAUGCAGGUAAAACUGAUUAAAAGUAGAAUAAAUAAAUUAUAAUAUCAGAAAAAUUUUGAUGCAAGUUAGAAAAUCCAAAAAUGCUUAUUCAAAAUAAAGUCAAAACCUAGGAUUCUUAUUUUAUGUUGUUUUAGUUGCUUUGUGAGCAAAAAUGGAUGGACCGAAUUCGCAAAGACAAUGUUUGUUCAUACUUGGCCUAUUCUGAACACUAUCAAUUGUACAGUUUGAAGAUGAGUUGUGUAGAAAUGGUAAGGUCUUUUGAAUCCAUAUUAAAUUACUCAAGUUUAGAGCAUUCUUGUCAUACCUUUUCAUAUAAAUUUGAGAUAGUUGCUUGAAGAAUAAUCUAAACCUAAGGAAAAAAAUAUUUUAAAUAUCCUGUUUUGCUCCUCAAAAUAAUCAUAAAUUACUAAUUUUAAACUUCAGAUCACUUCAAACCCAGCGAUCAUGAACACUCCAGAAUGGGACCAAGUGAAAGAAUAUGGAAGCGAAACAGCCAGUCGUCUAGAAUCCACGCUAAAGUCGAUAGACCAGCCAGAUACCGCCUUAGGAAGUUCGAAAUGA